Messenger RNA from Cotesia glomerata, 1326 nucleotides. RefSeq lists its product as uncharacterized. The transcript has a single exon. The record is from RefSeq and is a predicted model, not a curated record. Lineage: Eukaryota; Metazoa; Arthropoda; Insecta; Hymenoptera; Braconidae. Bases 1 to 1326 code for a protein of 441 amino acids.
AUGUCGGAGAAAGUGGACGCCGGUAAGACAAAAAAACCCGGCUAUUACACAAGAAGCACAAGUCAACAAGACAUAAGGGAUUUUACGUUAAGCAUAAUUAACAAAAUAGGUAUGGAUGACGACAAAAACAAAAAAAACGAGGGAAAUGAAGAAAAUGAGAAUGGGGGCUUUGAAAGUGAAUUGGAUCAGACGCUAAAAUUGGCGCGAAAUGAAAAGAUUUUGGCGGGAUCGCAAAUCAUGGAGAAGAUGGCGGACGAGAAAAAUAGCGGGGAUACUACGAAAACGCAGCAGAGCAGCGCGUCGCGCAAAACUACAUCAGUUAGUUCAGAGAGUUUUUCGAUAGGUGGAGCGGACGGAAUGAUACUUGACGACUGGCAGAUAGAAACGAUUGCGGAGAGAGUGAGCCAGAAAAUUUAUGACGAAAACAGAAGAAGAGAGGUAGGAUGGGAGGGUAUGCUAAGUUGCGCGAUGGAUGAAAUCGGAGAGACGAUGAGAAGCAUCGAAAUAGCAAAAAAGGAAAUAUGCGACAAAAUAAACCAAAAAGUUGGAGAGUACAAUGAAAAACCAUGCGAGAUGUGUAAAAAUAUAGAGGAAAGAGAAAUAACAAUUAGAGAAAAAUAUAGAGCUGACAAAAGAAAGUGGGACAACGAGAAAGAGAAGCUGUUGGACCGAUGUAUGAAGGCGGAAGAAAAAAUAAGAAUGAGUGAGAUGAAAAAGAAGACAGAAAAUCAACCGAGAUUCGAUAAUGCAAGUUAUGUAACUAAGGAGGUAACAAAUGAGCUAGCAAGAGGUGCAACAAGUGGCGCUUUUGAAGACACAGAGCGUUUCGGAUUUAGAAAGGAGUGGGUGAACGAAAGGCCGGAAAGUAGAUGGGAAAUUGAUGGAACGAGAAAUCUGAGCGAAGAGGAACUAAGAGAUGAACACAAGAGGAGAGAAGAAAAAAAAUACAAUGUUUAUAUAACACACAAAUGUAAAAGCAACGCAGAGGCGCUAGCGAUUUUAGAAGAUAAGAUGAAAGUGGAUUUAGACAACAAAAAGCAAAUAAAAGCCAUAAAGGGACGGAUACUGAUAAACAUGGUUGACAAGGAAAGUAAGUCAAAUUUUAUGAGGAAUAGGUAUAUGCUGAAAGGGACGGAGAUAUACCUAGAUGAUGACUACACGGAGAGAGAGAAAGAGGUAGAGAGCUGGAUAAGAAUGCUCGGAAAAAAAGAGAAAGAAAGAGGAGUGAAAGUAAAAAAGGGCUAUUUGAAAAUUGGUAUAAAUGAUAAAUGGUGGUAUUGGGAUGACAUGAGAGGCCUGGUGGAGGUGAGAAGAGGGAAUCAAUAA